Molecule: messenger RNA, 4044 nt
Organism: Lingula anatina
Lineage: Eukaryota; Metazoa; Brachiopoda; Lingulata; Lingulida; Lingulidae
Biological process (GO): sucrose catabolic process
Cellular component (GO): cytoplasm
Molecular function (GO): sucrose alpha-glucosidase activity
Source: RefSeq, a predicted model, not a curated record
CAAUUCUGAGGAUGUUUGUGUGUUUGUGUGCUAGACCGUGAGUAGACAAACCUGCUGGCAGAUCAAAUCAUUUUGAAAAUUAAGACAUCUUGUAGAGCAGCAUUUCAGGCGAAGAUAUAAAUACCGGCGUCGAUCUGCUCCUAUUUUAUCCAAAGAUAGAGUGGAGAAACUUGAGUUGAGUGCCUCGACGCACCAGGCUUAUGAAUGGGAAAAGUAUUGCCUGAGUUUUAGGCCUUCAGUUACAUGCUGCAUGUGUAGGUAGUACCUUUACCGCAGAUUACACAGUUUGGGGAGCUGCACCAUACAGAAUUGUAUAUAGUUCAUGGAAGCAAUACACCAUAUGUGUGUGGCUCAUUUAUUAGAGGAUCAAUGUGACAUACAAACAUAAUGGAGAACAUCGAGUAUCAUCGUUUGGCCGCCAGUGAGGAUGAUGGUUCUGUACCAAAAGAGACCAAGAUUAGUCCAUGGAUUGGCAGAAAAAGUAAAUGGAAAAAGUGCUUUCGAAAAAUAAGCUAUUACAGAAGGAGUAAGCUGAAUUCUUUCAUGACAUUGCUGUGUGUGGUCACUUUCUGCUGUUGCUGUCUUGUUGCUCUUGUCUUGGCCAUCGUCUUCAGUGGAAAGUCCAAGAGUGCUACCUAUGAUGAGACACCAUGGUUCCGGCCACAAUAUCACUACACCCCAAAGAAAAACUGGAUGAAUGACCCAAAUGGACUGAUUUAUCACAAUGGGGAAUAUGAGCUGUACUUUCAGUACAAUCCUUAUGGUAGUCACUGGGGUCACAUGAGUUGGGGCCAUGCUAAGAGUAAAGACAUGGUGCACUGGGAACAGCAGCCAGUGGCGCUGAUGGAGGCAGACGGAGUCAUGAUCUUUUCUGGCAGCGCCGUUGUUGACACAAACAAUACUUCUGGGUUUGGAAACAAAACACAUCCACCUCUUGUAGCCUUGUAUACCGGAUUUGUAGAGUCAGAUAAAAUCCAAGAUCAGCGAGUAGCUUACAGCAAUGACAAUGGCAUGAGUUGGAUUAACUAUGAAAAUAACCCAGUUUUAGACCGCCACAGUGAGAAUUUUAGGGAUCCAAAGGUGUUUUGGCACCCUCCCACUAAAUCAUGGUGCAUGUUAGCUGUUCUGGCCCAGAAACACACCAUCCUAUUUUACACCUCAGUAAACCUGAUAGAUUGGACCCUGGCAUCAGAGUUCAUCCCAUCUCCCAGCACUGGCGUCAGCAUUGAGGGAAACUGGGAGUGUCCUGAUUUGUUCCCGCUGAAGGUGAUAGGGGCAGCCAAUCAAAUAAAGUGGAUUCUGAAGGUGGACACCAGUGGCAACCGCACAGAAAUGUCCAGAACUGGGGCCCAGUACUUCAUAGGUGAAUUUAAUGGUACCCACUUUGUGGCAGCAGGAAAGUCUCAGUGGCUGGACUCUGGGAUGGAUUUCUAUGCGUCCAAUACCUGGAACAACAGGUACAGCCAUGAUGGAAGGAUGAUUAUAAUUGGCUGGGCUUGCAAUUGGUAUUACUCAGAGAACAUCCCCACCUCUCCUUUCCGAGGUAUGAUGAGUAUUCCGCGGGUCUUGUCUCUGCUGCCAUAUGGGGAUGGACUGCGCCUGGCACAACAGCCAAUACAGGAGCUGCAAUCUCUGCGCGGUGACCCAAUCACGUUUGCUCCUAACCCAGUUGUCACAGCAGAUGGCUAUGCAGUGCAAUUCAACACAAAUCACGUAAGGUCUCUUGAAAUUUUCCUCAAUGUGACGGUGCUCUCCAGAGACAAGCUGAAGGAGUUUGGUUUAAAGCUCAUGAAAGGUCCUAGCCAGGAACUUGUGAUAGGAUGGAGAUCUGAUGACCAAUCUUUCUUCAUAAACCGUACGGCAUCAGGGAUCGUGGACAUGGCGCCUCAUUUUCCUGUGGUGAACUGUACACAGGUUCCGCUGAAUCAAGAUGGCCGAAUGUGGGCACAAAUUUUUCUCGACUGGUGUUCCGUGGAGGUUUUCGUUAACGGAGGCGUUGUGACCUUCACCGACCUUUUCUUCCCAGAUACCAACCAGGACAUAAUGGAAUUUUAUUGGACAGGUGCCAAGGACGCCAUCACAUAUGACUUGGGUGGUUACGAGAUGACUUCCAUUUGGAAAAAAGCAAAGAACUGAGAAGUGUAAAAAUUUUCUUCCCACCAUUAGAUUCAGCCAAUUUGGUCAUAGACUUGCAUCAGUCGUCAGUGAGUAGCAAUUCACGACAGUCUCAUGAAAGUCUAAGACCAGGUUAGCCACAAGGUAACAGUAGGAAGAAUCUUUUAUGAUCCAACUAAUACUAGCCAGUGAACUUUUGCUCAUUUAUGAAAUAUUCUCAUGUUGGAUGGAUGUGCAUAUUAUAUUUUCAUCUUUUUAGGGUAAAUAUAAGUGUGGUAAAAGGGUAAAGAGAUUGAAAGAGAUUUUAUUUUGAAAAAAAAAGUGCUUCAGGAUGAAAUGUUUUUGGAAAAAUUAAGAGUAUAAAUUUAAAAAUAAUUGAGUGGUAGCAGGGUUUUAUCCUGAUAUUUUCCUGCUGUUCAGUUGCAAUUUUUGACUUUGCUGUGACAUAACUACUAUAUGUACAGAUAAGAUUGGGAAAUGGCAAUAAGAGUAUUAGAUUAUGUUUUUUGAUUGCUACAUCUUUUUUUUUUUACUAUGAUAUCUCUCAGUUUGUUGACAAGCAGAAAAAAUUGUUGGGGGAUAAAGUGGUUUUUAUGCAAGUUGGGUAUUUUAGAGCAAGAACAGUAUUUUAUAUAAUGUUUUCUCAAGAAGUGAAAUUGUAAUAAUUUAUAAUAUUAUAUAAUAAUCCUUGAUAGGAAAAAAGGAAUAGAAUAUGGGUUAUUGAUGAUUUUAUGUUAUCAGCUUGUAUUUUUGAGUCAUUUGACAUUUAUUUAUCUAUCUUUUUAUCUAUUUAUUUAUUUAUUUAUUUAUUUAUUUAUUAGAACAGUCAGUACAGGAGCUUGUCAUUGUAUACAUUCCUAAAACAUUAUCUUGCCAUCAUUCUUAAGUCAUCAGAUAACAUUUAUGGGGCUUUGCAAAGAUGUAAGGUUAUAAAAUAUUGUUACUCUGUCUUCCAUUUUUCUUCUAAGCUUUUCACAGCUGGCAAAUAAUUUAGGGCUUCAUUUGUUUGGAAGACAUUAAGAUUUUUUCAUAGAUCUAAGCCACUGUGUAAAGAUAAUGGGCAAAACAAUAUUUUUGUGCAAUACUUAGGUAUAUCACACACAGCUGAUCAUGAAUAUGUUUGUUUGUGGAUUAUACAGAUUUAUAUGUGUGUAUUUGGCAUUGAAUAGAGAUUUAGUUGACAUGACUGUGCAGAGAAAGCACUUUUUAUAUAAAUUAUGAAAGAAUAAUUUAGGUAUAGCUUGAGAUGAGAUGCUGGACAAAAGUGGUGUUCAUACCAAAUCUCACUUCAACCAGUAAUAUGUAUAAUACAACAAACCUGUUCUCACCAAGUUUAAUUUAAAACCAAAAACAGACAGAUGUUAAUUCUGAUGCAAACAUGCCCAAGAUGGACUGGAGGACUGUGAUAAGGUUUUUGCACAUAUCAUGUUGCUCUGUUAGUAUUUGUAUCUAAGAGACCAUUCCCAGAGACUAUCGUACUAACUUUGGAUCGAUCUGUCUCCAAGGGGGUUCUCACUAUCCUAUCAACUUAAGCGGCUUAGAUGUCCUACAUGCCCGCUGAAGCUAUUAGAGGGUAAUUAACUAUCGUUUAGCGACUUCAGUAGGCAUGCCAGAUAUAUAAGCCUUUUAAGCUAAUAGCAAUUUAGUGAGAAACCCAUUGAAGAUGGGUCGAUCCAGUUAGAUCAAUCUAGGCAUGGGAACCCAGUCUAUGUUUAUGUUGACUAUUUUGACUGUUCAUUGAAGUACAGUAUGGCCCAUUGGUCCCAAAUCCUACAGGACAUUCAUAAAAGGGUAGCAUGAUUGAAGAACAGGUGUUAUGAGUAGACUUGAGGUGGCCUGAGAUUCAGAGGUUGCUGGGGACUCUUCUGUUUUUAUGUACAGACACAGAUGUGUCUGUACAUAUUGCCAUCACCUGCGUCUGUCGUCGCC